Messenger RNA from Stegastes partitus (bicolor damselfish), 2354 nucleotides. Its product is annotated as cytochrome P450 2J6-like. The coding region runs from base 439 to 1935 and encodes 498 amino acids. The transcript has 9 exons. Gene Ontology annotation, cellular component: cytoplasm; intracellular membrane-bounded organelle. Gene Ontology annotation, molecular function: heme binding; iron ion binding; oxidoreductase activity, acting on paired donors, with incorporation or reduction of molecular oxygen, reduced flavin or flavoprotein as one donor, and incorporation of one atom of oxygen. NCBI's taxonomy places the organism in Eukaryota, Metazoa, Chordata, Actinopteri, Pomacentridae. Gene Ontology annotation, biological process: xenobiotic metabolic process. The record is from RefSeq and is a predicted model, not a curated record.
ACUUUAAAUACAUAUUUUGUGCAUUCAAAUACUUUUUUGUACCUGUGAUGUUCAGAAUAUGUUAUUGACACAUAUUGAUUACAUGUGUAACAGCACCGUCUAGUGGUCACUGUUUCUUUAAGACAGCGUGAGACACACACGCAGUCAGUCUCCAGCACACGUUCUGUGGACCUGCAGUCCAGUAAUGAAGUACCAGUUGAAUGCACGUCGUUGUCUGCCUACUGAGAUCACAAACAUUACAGUACCUACUUAUUUGUGACAGUUUUUUGUUUUUGUUUGUUUUUUACAAGAGUAAAGGUUAUUCGUCAGCACUGAAGAGCCCACAUUGCACACACACAUGCUCUUAUUUUGAUAGUCUUGUUAUCUCUGUUAUCAACCACAGAGAAGUACUCUUAUCUUUCUCUUUCUCUGUCCUUGUAGCGCAGUUCAAGCGAAGACAUGGAGGCAAUAUUCAGUGUUCUCGGCUUGGAGUGGAUAGACAGCAGAAGCAUUUUGAUAUUUCUCUGUGUAUUUCUGCUGUUGGCUGACGUUUGGAAGAACAGAUUGCCGGAAAACUUCCCUCCUGGACCCUGGGCUCUACCUUUUAUUGGCAAUCUUCUUAAUCUUCAACCUUCAAGACUUCACCUGCAGUUUGCAGAGUUCGCAGAGAAAUAUGGGAAUGUUUUCAGCCUUCGUCUCUUUGGUGGAAAGUUUGUGAUUGUUAAUGGCUACAAGCUUGUGAGAGAAGCCUUGGUCCAACGAGGAGAAGACUAUGUAGAUCGACCACCCAUACCAAUGUUUGAGGAUAUGAUCGGGAAUAGAGGUAUUGUGCUAUCUAGUGGUUAUCUGUGGAAGCAGCAGAGGAGAUUUGCUCUUCAUACACUCAGAAACUUUGGUCUGGGCAAGAAGACUCUGGAUCUAUUCAUCCAGGAAGAGUGUCGAUAUCUCACGGAGGCUUUCGCAGAUCACCAAGACAAGGCUUUCAACUGUCAGAAACAUAUAAACAAAGCUGUGUCCAACAUCAUCUGCUGUUUGGUGUUUGGGCAUCGGUUUGAGUACACUGAUAAGGAGUACCAGCGUAUUCUAAAUAACUUCGAUGAGAUAGUGAUCUUGCAGGGAGGUAUGUUGGUGCAGAUUUUCAACACAAUACCCUGGCUGAUGAAGCGACUGCCUGGACCCCAUCAGAAGAUAUUCACUCUGAUGAACGAGAACAUUGACUUCGUAAAAAUCAAGAUCAAAGAACACAGAGAAACCCUCGACCCCUCAUCACCAAGAGACUACAUCGACUCCUUUCUUAUUGAAAUGGGAGACAAGGAGGACCAAGAAGCUGGUUUUGAUCUUAAGAAUUUGUAUUUUUGCGUUCUGGACCUGUUUGGUGCUGGAACUGAAACUACUUCCACUACUUUGCGCUGGGGGCUGCUGUACAUGAUCUACUACCCUGACAUACAGCAGAAAGUCCAGGCUGAGAUAGAUGCUGUGAUUGGUUCAUCCAGACAGCCCUCCGUGACUGACAGAGAAAACUUGCCCUACACUGAUGCAGUUGUCCAUGAAGUACAGAGAAAUGCCAACAUUGCUCCGCUCAAUGUGGUCCGCAUCGCGAACAAUGACACCACACUGGAUAAGUACACAAUCCCAAAGGGCUCUGUCUUAAUGGCUACACUGCACUCGGUCUUGAAUGAUGAGUCGAUAUGGGAAACUCCACACUCCUUCAACCCUCAGCACUUUCUGGACCAGGAUGGUAAAUUUAGGAAGAGAGAGGCCUUCCUUCCUUUUUCUGCAGGUAAGCGGGUGUGUCUUGGUGAACCUCUGGCCAAGAUGGAGAUAUUCCUCUUUUUCACCGCCCUCCUUCAGAGGUUUUCCUUCUCGGCACCUGCUGGAGAGCAGCCCAGUCUGGAGUUCAACCUGGGAGGCACUCGCGCUCCCAAACCUUAUCGCCUCUGUGCCACACCACGAUAAAUCACUGUGUUCCACUACAUAUAACUUGAAAUGCAUCAAGAAUAUCUGCUUUUUAUCUUUCAUUUCCUAUAAUGGCUAGACUGAAAACAUGUGUCUCAAAAACAAUUGAAUGGCUUGUCAUCAAAUGUUGUCUAGUCAAUAUUAAUUUCCAGCUAAUGCAUUUUACUUACUUCAGCCACUUCUUCACCCAAACACCUAUUAAAAUAAUAUUAAUAAUAAUGUAAAAAAAUGAUGUUCUGUAAAUAUUGUUCGUCUCAAACGUUCAACAUCUGCAGAUGCAUUUGAAAUACUUGUUUUUUGCCUCUAUAUUUGGCUUUGCAGUGCUGAUUUAACAAGUUGUCGCCCGAUUUAUUGGCAAAAAUAUCAAAACGAAUCCAACAGAAGCUGCUCUUUACUUUACUCGGCAUCGGAUCGCAAAG